Messenger RNA from Pseudopipra pipra, 2793 nucleotides. RefSeq names its product solute carrier family 7 member 6 opposite strand (gene SLC7A6OS). NCBI's taxonomy places the organism in Eukaryota, Metazoa, Chordata, Aves, Passeriformes, Pipridae. The coding region runs from base 66 to 1112 and encodes 348 amino acids. Gene Ontology annotation, biological process: developmental process. The transcript has 5 exons. The record is from RefSeq and is a predicted model, not a curated record.
GCCCGGCUCCCGCCCCUUCCCGCCGGGCUCCCGCCCCUUCCCUUCCCUGCCCUCCGUGCCGGGCCAUGUCCUCCGCGGCCGUGCUGCGGGUGCGGCGGAAGCGCGGCGGCCCCGAGCCGGCCGAGGCGCUGCUCCUCGCCUGCAAGCGGCGGCGCGAGGAGCCGCCGGAGCGGAGCCUCUUCAAGCUGGUGGCGACCGUGUCCUCCAAGAAUGAACCAGUUCAGAAGUACGUUAAGGAUGCCAUCACACGGGACAGAGCAGCUCAGAGCCUGCAGCCCCCUGUGGGAAGCACUCAGCGGAUCCUCCAGGAGCUCCAGCCCCCUGUGGGAAGCACGCAGCGGAUCCUCCAGGAGCUCCAGCCCCCUGUGGGAAGCACGCAGCGGAUCCUCCAGGAGCUCCGCUCCUCCAGGCAGGAGAGGAGGAAGGAGAACCGGUACCGUGUCAUAGCCAGCCACCGACCCACCUGUGCUGAGACAGCCGUGCCUGCCACAGGGGCUGGGGCUGACACGGAUGGGCACGGGGCAGGCUCUGGAGCACAGCAAGAUGCUUCACAAGAGGAGAGCGGUGCUGCUGAUAAGAGUUCGGACUGCUGUGGGAAAUUCCAGUUGUUUGAUAUUGUCCAAGAAGAGGAGAUGGUGGGAGACUGCAGCGUAACCUUUGCCAACCCCCAGAAGAUUGAUCCAGAUGUGAUUCUUUGCAAUGCAGUAGAGAUGAUCCGUGAGCGUUUAAAUGUUUCUGAAGAUGCUAAAAAGCACUGUGAGAAGGAAGAUGAGUAUGUUUAUGACAUCUACUAUAAGGAAACAUCAGCCCCUGGUUGGAUCGAAAAUAUCCUUUCUGUACAGCCCUACAGAGAAGAAUAUGAAUGGGUAAAUGAUGAUCCUGUUCCAGAGGAAGUGUAUGAAGAUGAAGAUGAUGAAAAUGAUGAAAAUAACUGGCGGAAUGAUUAUCCCGAAGAAGAUGAAUUCUUACCCGAGGAAGAUGGAGAAAAAGAGCCUGAAGAGAGCUCUAGUGAUGAGGAGCAAUAUUACAGGAGAAGAACGUGGGACAAAUACCGACAGGAGGUUCUACGGGAGUUCGGAUACGACGAGAUGGAAGAUCUGGGUUCUGACUAAAAGUUCUUUUUUGAAGAUGAAACGUGUGCUCAAGGUGAAACUCUGCUGUGGUAGGAGAAUGCACCAUGGGAACAGCCAGCUGCAGCUGGCAGAUCUCAAACAGAUGGGUGUCAGUGUGGCCACUUGACAACACAGAUUUUUGUUUGAAGCACAAGUGUUGUACAGAGGUUCUGAAGGAACUUUUUUUUCCCCCAAAGCUCCCUGCCCAAGCAUUUGUACCUGUAGUGCCCAUACCUCCAUGUCAUACAUGUAUGACCUCCACGUCACAUGGAGGUGCUGUUGGAAGCAGCCCUUCUGGUCAUGGCUGAUGUGCCAGGUUUCACAAGAAGAUCAGUGUGUCUGCCCUGAUGGCAAGUGAAGUCCUUGAGAAAGGCACUGUCCUAGUGCUCUCUACUGUUUUUGUUUCUAAGUGUAAGUGACUUUCUUUACAAGUGUUGGAGCAUAUGAAAUGCCCUGACCUGUCCAUUGCUCUCCCAGUAGUUGAACAGUGCAUGCUUAAAUUGUAAAUAAAAAUGUUCUGACUAAGUUUUCUGUACUAACUUAAAGAUCAUAAGAAGCUGGUACAGCAUAAGCCACACCAUCUUAACUUGCAUUUAUACACCUUUAAAACCAUUUAAUCCUCUGUGUUUGAACACACCAAGUGUUUCAGCACUAUCCUCCUGGAGUCUGUAAUGAAUGGCUGAUAGGAUGUGAGAUCAAUGUCAUGCAAGAGCUUUAGGCUGCAGCACUGGCUUUAGGCCAGUUAGUUCUGACUGGUAAAGUCAGAGUAGUGGAGGCAAAAUUUUUUCAUUGUUGGUUUCAGAGCAAGGUUAUCUGGCCCCAGAUAACCUUUGUUACCUUUGCCACGACCCGUGCCUGUUGAAGCUCUGCUUGUUCACUGGACAGAUGGCUCAGUUGGGUACUGAAUCUAUUCCAACCAUAUACGAGAUUAAAAAGCUGGAUUAAAAUGGCUAAACUAUAGUUUUUAUUUAGUAGUGAAAAGACCAGACAUGUUUUAUGCACAGUUGGCACAUAACUUCCUCAGCUAGAAUUUAACUCCCUUAAAUCCCAGUGCUGCUCCAUAAACGUAUCCCAGGGCUCCCUUUGAUGUUAGUCUUCACCAUCCACCACCAUGUGCCCUUCUCUGCACUUUUUAAGAUAACCUUGGUCAUGGGGGCAGUGCAAAAAUCCAAAUAUUCCCACUGUUAUUCAAGUGGCUGAUGCAAAUGUGGUGCACCAUUAGAAGUGUGCAUUGCUUCAGCCAUAAUCUGAUUACAGGAUUUAGUUCAGCUCAAGUGCACAAAACAGUACCUGUGGCCAAACUCAGAUCAACUGAGGGAGACACUCUGAACUAAGGUAAAGAUUCCAGGUUUGUUUCUGAAGUACAUCUCACUCUUGUAGCCAAAGAGGCUGCUGCUUCUUGCCUUUUGCUGCACUAAAAUUCAGUAUUACAGGUGUCCUGAGGUCAGGCUUACAGCUAUGGAAUUACAAAUAUUACUCAUUAGCAUGUCUGUGCUGCAGUAGUACUUUUACUUCCAUUUUUAUUUCUACUUUCUCUUCCUGCUGCUUAGCUUUCAGGAUCUAGUUUUUGCCACAGAACUUCUGCUAGAGAGGAAAAAAAAAGAAAGUGGUUUCUUCUGUGAGGUAGUCUUUUUCUGGUGAGCAGUACUGAUAGUAAUAAAGGGAAUUUUCUGACUGCUGA